This is a messenger RNA of Perca flavescens (yellow perch), 1298 nucleotides long. Its product is annotated as potassium voltage-gated channel, Shal-related subfamily, member 1. Gene Ontology annotation, cellular component: postsynaptic membrane; dendritic spine; neuronal cell body. Lineage: Eukaryota; Metazoa; Chordata; Actinopteri; Perciformes; Percidae. The record is from RefSeq and is a predicted model, not a curated record. Bases 1 to 792 code for a protein of 263 amino acids. The transcript is spliced from 5 exons. Gene Ontology annotation, molecular function: A-type (transient outward) potassium channel activity. Gene Ontology annotation, biological process: action potential; potassium ion transmembrane transport.
AUGGUUCCCAACACCAUCGCGGGGAAGAUCUUCGGCUCCAUCUGCUCCCUGAGCGGCGUGCUGGUGAUCGCCCUGCCCGUGCCCGUCAUCGUGUCCAACUUCAGCCGCAUCUACCACCAGAACCAGAGGGCGGACAAGAUGAGAGCGCAGCAGAAAGUGCGAAUGGCUCGGAUCCGCAUGGCGAAGAAAGGAACCGUCAACGCCUUCCUCCAGUACAAAGAAGACCGAGCCAUGGGGGACCGGCACAGUGACAACACAACAGUGUGUGUGAAGAACAGAUCAGCGUUCGAGCAUCAACACAACCACCUGCUGCACUGUCUGGAGAAGACCACGAACCACGAGUUCACAAACGAGAUCAACUACAGCGAGCUCUGCAUGACGGAGUCCGUGGGCUACAGGACCAGUCGCAGCACCUCCCUGUCCAGCCAGCAGGGGGCGCAGAACAACUCCACCGGCUGCUGCCCGCGCCGCGCCAGGAGGAGAGCCGCGAUGCGAUUGGCUAACUCCACGGUGUCCGUCAGCCGCGGGAGCAUCCAGGAGCUGGACACGCUGCACAUCAAAAACACCUCCAUAACACCACAAACUCGUUCCAGUCUGAACGCCCAGAUGUGUGACCUGAAGCUGAACUGCGGGGAUCCAGAUUUCAGCGCCGCCAUCAUCAGCAUCCCCACGCCACCCGCCAACUCGCCUGAUGAGAGCCUCCCCUCGUCGCCCGCGCCCGUCCCCGGCAUCCUGCGCAACACCCGGGCCACCGCCUACACCCACGACAACGUCAAAAUCUCCUCCUUAUAACCUCCGACCACGCCUGCCACUUCCCCCUCUAAACCCUGCCGACCCACCAGCCAACCUCUCCGUGAACUCUGAACAUCCUUUGAACCUCUGAUCUUGAAACAAGGGAACUGCAAGCUGAGAUUUCGGGGUCUACUCAGAUGGAUAUUUUGAGUACUGCUGGUUUGCUUUCACUUCCUCUAACCAUUUUGUGGAUUAAAGGAGACAGAAUGGCUUUCCGUACAGGAGAGAACCAGCCAACGGCAGCCAACUGGAGCAAAAAUCAAAGGCAAGGAAUUUGAAUAGUUGUUCUCCCGAAGACUUUCCCAAGUCUUAAGGUUCUCCUCCUCAUGCAUUUUACCUCAACGUGUGUUGGUGUACAAUGCAUAAGGAGGGUAUUUGCCUCCCUUUCACAGUUUUGACCUUUUGAAUCUCAUUGCACAAACCCCAGGAGAGUUCAUCCAGUGGAAAAGAUGCCAAGACUCCCAAAGAAUGACCCCGAAACCAACUGACAGGUUGAAUUUUGCAUC